Mucor velutinosus is the source of this 282-nucleotide messenger RNA. RefSeq lists its product as uncharacterized. NCBI's taxonomy places the organism in Eukaryota, Fungi, Mucoromycota, Mucoromycetes, Mucorales, Mucoraceae. The transcript has a single exon. The record is from RefSeq and is a predicted model, not a curated record. The coding region runs from base 1 to 282 and encodes 93 amino acids.
AUGAGCUCAGUAGGAUUACGAGGCGUCUAUCAGUUAAAUCCUGUGCAAAUUUUAGGACCCAUUGCAAUUUCCAGUGUAAUCUGCAGCUACCUCAUUCUGGAAUUGUAUUAUGCCAUGGAUACCAUGACGGUAGACGACUAUGUGCUCGCCAACAUGUCAUUUCAUAUGGAUUUGGUCUAUCCCAUCAAUGGGCUGCAUCAUUUAUGCGAACUAUCUGACGAUGUCGAUAACUUUCCCGAGUACUUUAAUCCAGACGCAUCUCCAGUUUUGAACUCUGCUUAG